Diatraea saccharalis (sugarcane borer) is the source of this 730-nucleotide messenger RNA. NCBI's taxonomy places the organism in Eukaryota, Metazoa, Arthropoda, Insecta, Lepidoptera, Crambidae. The record is from the annotation of a GenBank genome assembly.
ACAGUACCUGAGAAACCGGCGCAUAAGGAGCUUCGUGAAUUACAGUCCUGUUAGACGUUAAUCUUACUGAAAAUGAAAACUGUUGUGAUAUUGAGUUUUCUGUUGGCCGUUGUGCUGGCACGCCCUGAGACCUAUGACACGCAGUACGACAAUUUCAAUGCUCAAGAUCUGGUGGAGAACCCGCGUCUACUUAAGAACUACGGAAAAUGUUUCCUCGGAAACGGCCCUUGCACAUCUGAAGGAAAAGACUUCAAAGAUAUAAUACCUGAUGCACUGAAGACAGAGUGCGCUAAAUGUAGCCCAAAACAGCGUCAAUUAAUCAAGACCGUAAUCCGAGGUUUCCAGGAUAAACUCCCAGAGAUGUGGACAGAACUGGUCAAGAAAUACGACCCCAAUGACGAGCAUAAGGAAGCUUUUGAAAAAUUCCUAAACAGCCCUAACUAAACCAAAGAACUACAAUAAAUAGGCCCUAAAUUUCCAUGAAAUCGUUACACGAUUGUACGUUGUACGAUUGUACAAAUAGUAAUAAUUGUGAUAAAACAAAGUGUAUAUAAAGAAUAUAUUUCUCACGACACUGGUGUAUUGUAAAUAUUAAUUUAUUGGUUUUGUUUGAACUGUAUACGAAAACUAUUGUUACAGUAUUAUUAUUUUUUUUUGAUUUUGUAUUGGCUAUUGAAUCAAUUUCUACUACCAAAUAUCACAAUGUAGAUUGAAAUAAAUUUUGUUUUAU